Procambarus clarkii (red swamp crayfish) is the source of this 3436-nucleotide messenger RNA. RefSeq lists its product as uncharacterized. The record is from RefSeq and is a predicted model, not a curated record. Lineage: Eukaryota; Metazoa; Arthropoda; Malacostraca; Decapoda; Cambaridae. Gene Ontology annotation, molecular function: magnesium ion transmembrane transporter activity. Gene Ontology annotation, cellular component: membrane. Gene Ontology annotation, biological process: magnesium ion transport.
AUCAGUCAAGACUUCCAGUCAGCCGUUGGCCGCGCUGGGGUGCAGACGCUCGCCGCCAGCUCCUCCCCCAACUAGUCACUGGCUUCUAUUUUGUAUUACUUUUCCUAGUUAAUGACCCCCUAGAACGUUAUACCAGUGCGUGUGCUACUCUCAAGCACAACGACAAAACAGGGAAUUAUAUAUAUGAGAACUGUGUACUGGUUUAACCGUCGCAGAUAAUAAGACGCCGACGCAGGAAAGAUCUGGAUAAAUACUGGUUUUGAAAUUGGUCUGGUCCAACAAUAGACGUUGGAUCGCUGGAUACUUGAAGCAUUGGUUAGACCCAUGGGCUCUGCUAAAGCUAUUCUCCAGUAAGGUCAACUAGCUUGGGUGAGAUGUUGAACGUGAGCCUCGAGGUGCAGGGGGUGAACGAGACGGUCGCAGGUGAAGACUCGCCUCAGUGGGUCCCCCUUGACACCUUCAUUGGUCUGGUCCUGGCCUUCUCCUCCUGCCUCUUCAUUGGUAUCUCCGUCAUCGUCAAGAAGCUCGCCCUCAGGGAUAUUGAGGCACGGGGUGGGAUUCGGGCAGUUGAUGGUGGCUAUGGUUACCUGCGGCUGCCCAAGUGGUGGCUGGGCAUUUCUCUCAUGGGACUUGGGGAGCUCAGCAACUUUGUGGCAUACAUCUUCGCCCCAGCCAUCCUGGUCACACCCCUGGGGGUGUUCUCCAUCGUGUGGACGGCAACCCUCUCACCAUACUUCCUCAAGGAGCGCCUAGGUAUGCUAGGGAAGCUAGGAUGUGUGCUGGUGCUGGUGGGCUGUGUCAUUGUCACUCUCUGUGGCCCCAAAGACAGAGAAAUUGCCAGCAUGGAGGAAUUGCAGUCACAACUGCUGCAUCCUGGCUUCCUGGUGUAUGCUGGUCUGGUGGUGAUAGUGUCAGUGCUGUUCAUGGCCCUGGUGCCACGUUAUGGACAUCGCUAUGUUCUCCUCUACAUCACAAUCUGUUCUUGCUUUGGCUCCCUCUCUGUCAUGUUCUGUAAGGGUGUCGGCCUAGCAAUCAAGCAGACAAUCGGCGGCAUUAAUGAGUUCACCAACUGGGCCACCUGGGUGUGUCUGGUAGCACUCAUAGCCUGUCUUCUAAUUGAGACAGUGUACAUGCAGCGAGCCCUUGACCUUUUUAACAGUUCAGUUUUCAUGUCUGUAAACUAUGUCUUGUUUACAUCUCUUGUGAUUGUUGCCUCAUCAAUCCUCUACACAGAGCUACGAGAGAUAGGAGUCAAAAACAUCAUUCUAACACUCCUUGGCUUUAUUGUCAACAUCGUGGCACUGUACCUCUUGCACUUGGACAAGGAAGAUAACAGCCCUGAAGCCUCAGAUGAAGGGAGGAAUGAUACAGAGGCACUGCCACAGAUAACUAAGGAGUCUCUGCAGACAGGUGUUCAGCUAGGCACUCCACUGUUGGGUCGCACUCCAGCUUCCCCCUUGGCAGGCCUCAGCCUUCCCCACACAAUGUUCCCAGCCAAGACCAACUCUUGCAUGUCUCUCAUUAGCCAAACUAGCCUGUGUCAACACACUGCUGACCAUAACCACCACACACAUGCCAACGAUGGUGACCAUGACAACACCAGCCAGCAUAGCAAUACCAGCGAAGAUAGUAGUAGCAGCAGCAGUAGAUGUGGCAGUAGCAGUGCAGAUGGGAUCAGUAGUAAUGGUCAUGGUGAUAGUGUUAAGAGGUGCAACCACCAGAAUACUGACAAGGUUAACCAAAGACACUGUCGGUCAUCAUCUGGGUGCAUAUGUGAGGUACCACUUCUUACUGAACUCCACACCUCAAGCUCCAAGUUCACCAUCCAGAUGCCUGAUUCAAAGACAGGCAUCAGCAAGAUAUCCAGCAGAAACAAUGUAAGGAGUAGAAGUAGCAGCUGUAGUAGCAAGCCAGGUGAGAUCAGUGUAAAUGGGGAAGAUGAUGACACCAGUGAGAACUUUAAGCAUGAGCAUUGUCAGGUGCUCGUUUGAUCUAGACCUCCCCAAGUAUUACUUCAGUGCCACAGACAUUAAUUUCCGUAAUCAAAGCUCCUAAUAUAGAGCAGGAUUGAUUCUCAUAUUACACCAAAUAUAUGUAUAGUAGUUACAUUAGCUUUGUGCUAUUUUAUAAAAUAUAAUAUAUACAAAUAUGGGAAUUAUAACAUUAGAAUUUAAGUGAAUAAAAGAUUGCAAAGAACAAGAAGUUUUAGAACAACAUUUACUUCCAGAGUAAUGUUGUUUAUAUAGGCAGUGUAGAUUGUUCGAUAAUGCAACAUUUAACAUAAUAUUUUAUUAUAUGCUUUGGAGGAACAAUGUAUAUUUUCCAUUUUUAUGAUGUCCAUAAUUGUAAGAAAAUGCGUGAAUAUGUCUGUGUAUUUUGUAUACAUGACUGAUGUUUAUAUUAUUGCUUUACAUAUUAAUCUUGUAAUUUAUAACAUUGUACUGUAUAUGGUCAAUGUUCUUAACUUCUCAGAUGAUAAAUGCAUCUCUCUGCAUUCCUCUGAAAAUUAUUUAUAAUUGUUUUCAUAAGAAUAAUGCUUACAGCAAUUUCUGCAAUGAAGGUGACAGCAGCAGUCAGUGUAAUUUACUGUUCCAAUUGUAUUUUUAUAAUUUACUCUACUUUACUACAGAAAAAUGAGGCACAGACUUUGUGCAUUUUCAAAUGUACCAGACACACACACACACACACACACACACACACAUCUGAUGCCAUAUAUUCCUUCACUACAUACUAACAUGUUACUGUAUGUACCAAACACACUCACACUCCAGAGGCAAAGAGUUCUUCCUAUAAUGUGUUUCCAGCAGCUUCCUCUUCUUACGUAAAUCAGUAUUAGGAUAAGAAUUUAAGAUAGGACAGGGAGAGGGAAUGGUGAGAGGGAGGUAGAAAGACGGUCUCACUUCAUGCAGGUCGGCGUUCAAUCCCCGACUGUCCAAGUGGAUGGGCACCAUUCCUCCCCCCCCCCCCCAUCCCAUCCCAAAUCCUUAUCCUGAUCCCUUUCCAGUGCUAUAGUCAUAAUGGCUUGGCACUUUCUCCUGAUAGUUCCCUUCCCUUCCUCACUGGACACCUUCCCUGUUGAGACUUCUGUAGACGUAAUUUAUCUUCUGCAGUUUUACAUCUACUCUUCUUUGUUCCUCUUUUCGGAUCUGCCCAUAUUUCAGGGAAACCUCACGGAGAAUCUUCUCCAUGUACUGUCUCCCACUGUCGUUAAAAGAUUUGCAGAAACACUUACAAGUUAGAAAAUUUAUAAGAAUUGAAUACUUUGGUUUGGCUACUAUUAGGAACUGUGUGAAAAACGUAUUUUCAGUACCUUUGAUUUUUUCAUAUAGUUAUGCACUGAAAUAGGUAAAUAUGAAUGUACUGUACAUACCCUUUGCAUAGAAAAUAGUUCAGACCUUUGAUCUCUAUUUUCAUAAAUAAAGAAUACAAUAUCAAA